Messenger RNA from Bursaphelenchus xylophilus (pine wood nematode), 2946 nucleotides. Lineage: Eukaryota; Metazoa; Nematoda; Chromadorea; Rhabditida; Aphelenchoididae. The record is from the annotation of a GenBank genome assembly.
AUGAGGAGGGGAUGGGUAAACGCCGUUUUGUGUUAUUAUUGUGGGAACUGUAGAGACCUGCACUUUCCUUGCGUUUCGUUGAUAGAAAAACACCUCUGACCCGCGGAAACGAGCGACGGACAGCCGAGCAAAGCAAAGCCCUUUCUCUUGAUUUUCUGUCUGAACGCAACGAGAAGCAGAAGAAGAACAGCCCGCAGUCAGCCAGCCCAGUCCAGAGCCCAGGUUUGCCCUUCCGCUGAUCGCUUUUCGGGUCUAAUGGGACGCUGGUGAAGGAAGAAAGGGUGUUUCGUGCGUUUUCGAAGCGUUUGGAAGGGGAAUAUCGAGGUGUUUUAUAAUUUUGUGUUUUACGAACUGUUCCUGCCGGCCGUUCUAGUUUGCGAGAUGUUUUGGUUCGGUCCGGUAGAUUUGAGAUGCUUUUUGAUUUCUUGAAUUUCCAACAUUAUUGAAAUUUUCCGUCGUUUUUUAAAUUUCUCCUUUUUUCGUUAUCUCCUUUUCAUUGUUUUGAAUCAAAACUCGGGUAUGACAAGAAACUUUCUAACUGCUUUUUCGGUCGUUGUCGAGAGCUUAUUUAUUCCAAGAAUUGGAUAACAUUUUCUCUUCGCUAUUGCAGGGGGAUAGAUGAGAAGCCAUCAUAGUCCAAAUGCAGAUAGAAACCACGAUCUUCCCCAUUCGCAGAAGCCGGUUCUUGGCAAACUCCAUUCAGAUGAGAAAGCCCGGUCCAGGAGGUCGUUUAUGCUUAAGCUCACGGACGAAUGUAAUCAGGCGUUGAGCAAGGCCAUUGAGAUGAAUUGGCCGGUCCGAGUAAUCUCAACGAAAACUGUAUGUUCGUUUCGAUUCUCAUUGCUAUCAGCCGUGCCAUGAUUUCAAUGUAGAAGGACAUUUUAUAUCUGUUUUCUUUAGGGUGUUAUCGUAGAUGUUGGAAUCGGCCCAAAUAUCUCCACCAAGUUCAACUGCAGUCAGCAGACACUGAAUGGGACUUUAGAUGCGGUUUGUCAAGAUGCCCCCACUUCUUUUCAGACCAUUUCUUCUGUUAAAACCAAACUUGUUGUUAAUGCCACUGAAAAGACUUUUGCUGAAACUAGAGAGAAGGCCGCCAAGUUGGUGGAACAAGAACUGAAGAAGAAGACCAAGGAAACCGAGCUUAGGUGGGUAUCCCAUCUCAUUUAAGUGAUUUUUAAUUUAGUAAAAAUAACAUGGCAAACCGAAAACGACCGUUGAAUGUGAUCCCGCCCAACGGGAAACCAAAUGUGUUCGCCAAGGUGGUUUUUUGAUUUUAUUUUAUUCUUUUUGCAGAUUUUAGGUAAUAUUUAUUUUUUAUUUUCAGCCUAGUCCCUCUCUUCCUAAGCGAACUUCCCCUCCUUUACCAACAACCGGUAAGAGAAGUUUUGUAAAUGAUUAGGGCAAAAAUUUGCAUAAUAGGAGUUUUGCGAUGAGAUUGGAUAUAAAUACUCAUGAAAAGUGGCACUUUGUCAGUUUUAUACGUGAAAUGACCCAUUUACAGCGACCAAGGCUCUGCGUCCCUCAACUGCUGCCAACGGUUCAAAAGUGUCUUCAGCUGUUACCGGUCUUGUUCAGAAUAAGUCCGAGCUGUUGAAGAAGUCUGUUAGAGAAAGAGUUGUUCAUCUUUGUGCGGGUGGAAAGUACAAGAGCGAGGAGGAAGUUCUGGAUCGUUUAAAGUUUGAAGGCUUCUCAAAAAAGGACAAUCUGGACGACCUUCUAGAACAAGCUAAAUCCGUGCUGACCGAGGUAGGUGUUCUCGUUGUUGUUGAAUUGUAAAUCUAGGUGGCCAUCCAUGAUCUUGAUGCUUUGACUAUCAAACCCGAGUGUUACAACGAGAUCGACAUCAAAUGGCCGGGUUUUGUUUCGUCUGAAAAAGCUCGUGCUCGCCGUCUGAUAUCUACCCAAUCUCAAAAUACUUCGAUGAAUGUGGCUCCAACUCGGAAGAGUGGAGUUGCUCCGGUGUUGGCUCCGAGUGCCCCUCACGGUUCAGGUGUCAGCUCAAAAUCUCAAGCCCCUUCUACCCCGGUGAAUAGUAAGUCCUGGAAAACCAACUGAUGUCGUUCACUUUUGAAUAAAAUUAUCCGACUAUUUUCAGUUCCUGAAUCUCUUUCUUCUCGGAACGGUCUGCCCUCCCGAUCUCCCGCCAUUGAACCACCUCAUGAAGAUGAUAAGCUUCGGAAAAGAUUGGCCAGCCCUAUUAUCCCUCCGAGACCACUCAAGGUCUCUAAACACGACUCUCCAGAGCUGGCUGUCACAAGUUCUGCUUCUUCAACUGCCUCUCCGGUUAGCGAUCUGCCCAAACGGCCAGUUAAUCCAAAUUUGGAUUUCUCGAAGCACACCCAGGGGUCCAUGUCCAUCCCAGUCCAAUGUUCUACGGAUUGGGACAAGGUGUUUCCUAUGGUGCAGGAUUCGGAAACCGCCGUCAGAUAUCACGAGUUAUUUGAGGUUGGGUUUGUUAGUAUGAUUAAUUUUGGUUUUGUAGUCAGAGUAUCCCAUUUAUCGGAAGUGCUACGAGAAACUAGCUAAGGUCUCGGCCGAGUUCAGCGAUCUCAAGAGAUCGUUUGAUCGUGCUCCCCUUGGGUCGUCGGAGCAGAAAGAGGUGGGUUCAGGAUUAGUGAUGUAUUUUAUAAUUUCUGUUCCUUUUACUAAUCCACACUGUUACAGAUCCUUCGUCAGAUUUACGAUCGUUAUCACGAUUACCAAUCUGAUGGUGAAUUCUACAACUGUCGGACGCGGCAUGCCAAUCUCCAUGGGAAGUUGGCCGUCUUGAAGCGCCGGAUUACCGAGUGGGAUCAGCGAAUGUUGAAUGGUCGUGAUCUUCCGGGUUUCGAUGGCCAAAGAGGUAAUGUGAGACAUCGUCGUUCUCUCUCCAGUGGUAACUCCGCAAGUUCUACCACCUCUAUGGACAGCUCCGGUAGUGGUCCGCAUGGCUACGACGAAUACUAA